Molecule: messenger RNA, 3394 nt
Organism: Caretta caretta (loggerhead turtle)
Lineage: Eukaryota; Metazoa; Chordata; Testudines; Cheloniidae
Biological process (GO): regulation of transcription by RNA polymerase II
Molecular function (GO): DNA-binding transcription factor activity, RNA polymerase II-specific; RNA polymerase II cis-regulatory region sequence-specific DNA binding
Source: RefSeq, a predicted model, not a curated record
CUGCAGCCUCCCUCACCUCCUCCAUUGUGAGCCGGGGCGGAGCCGCUGCUGCCGCUGCCCAGCGGGGUGGGUGCGGGGAGAGCCCUUCCCUAGCGCCCCUCGGGGCCCAGCCGCGGGGACUUUCUGCGGGGGCUGGAACCAGCCCCUGGGGCAGCCCUGGGCUCUGCCGAUACCAGCCCCUGAGCCGGAGCCUGCAGGUUGCAGAAUAACAUCCACAUUUCGCUCCAGGUCAUCCAGUCCAUGGAGAGACAGGGAAGGGAAAUGGCUGCAGUGGAGCUGGUGACCUUCGAGGAGGUGGCUGUGUAUUUCUCCAAGGAGGAAUGGGCUCUGCUGGACCCAGGUCAGAGAGCCCUCUACAGGGAUGUGAUGCAGGAGAAUUAUGAGACUGUGACCUCACUAGGAUUUCCAGUUUCCAAACCCAGUGUGACCUCCUGGCUGGAACGAGAGGAGAAACUGUGGGUCCCCAGUCUCCAGGAAUGGGGGAUUCUGAGAGAUGCCUACACAGCAGGUGAUAGGAUGGUGAAUGAGAACAAGGAGGAGAAUCAGGAACAUCCUGAGCAAUUGGAACUGCACAGGACAUCAGGAAGAUCUGAAGGGGAGGCUUCCCAGAUUCCUGAGCAUGGAGAUGCUGCCCCUCUGGCCUGCACUGACUUUUGCAUGCAAGAAAACCAGCCGGGGCAGAGACAGUGUAAAUCCUCUGACCAGAAAAUAUGGAUCAAGAAAAACAAAGACACUGUUCAACAGAGAAUCCCCAUUGGUAAGACACCCUACACAUGCGGUGACUGUAGGAAAAGUUUCAGGUGCAGAUCACAACUUACUAGACACCAAAGAACCCAUACAGGAGAGAGACCCUACACAUGCCUGGACUGUGGGAAAAGAUUCAAACAGAGCUCAGCCCUAAUUACACAUCGUACAGUCCACGAACGAAAGAAGACCUAUAACUGCCCUGACUGUGGGAAAGGCUUCAGUCGGAGCUCAACCCUUAUUCAGCAUCAAAGAAUCCACACAGGAGAGAAACCUUAUGAAUGCAGUGAGUGUGGGAAAAGCUUCCGUGUGAGCUCAAAUCUUCUAUCACAUCAGAGAACCCACACAGGGGAGAAACCCUAUGAAUGCCUUACUUGCGGGAAAAGCUUCAUUCAGAGCUCAAACCUUCUAUCACAUCAGAGAACCCAUACAGGAGAGAGACCCUACCAAUGCAAUGAGUGUGGGAAAAGCUUCAGUCAAAGUUCAUCCCUUAUUAAGCAUCAGAGAAUUCAUACAGGAGAGAAACCCUAUAGCUGCCCUGACUGUGGGAAAAGCUUCAGUUACAGUGUAGAACUCAAUGAUCAUCAGAGAACCCACACAGGGGAGAGACCCUAUAAAUGCAAUGAGUGUGGGAAAACCUUUAGUUGCCUCUCACACCUUCGAUCACAUCAUACAACCCACACAGGAGAGAAACCAUAUAACUGCCCUGAAUGUGGGAAAAGCUUCACUCGCAGGUCAACCCUUACUACUCACCAGAGGAUCCACACAGGGGAGAAACCCUUUAAGUGCUCCGAAUGUGGGAAAAGCUUCCGUGCAAGCUCAGCCCUUUCUGAACAUCAAAGAAUCCACAGUGGAGAGAGACCCUACAAGUGUCUUCACUGUGGGAAAAGUUUCUAUAACAACUCAGCCCUUUCUAAUCACCAGAGAUCCCACACAGGUGAGAGACCUUACACAUGCAAUGAGUGUGGGAAAAGCUUUAGAAGCAGCUCACACCUUCUGUCACAUAAGAGACUCCACAGUGGUGAGAAACCCUAUAAGUGCACUGACUGUGGGAAAGACUUCCGGCACAGCUCAAACCUCAGUACACAUAAGAGAAUCCACAUAGGACACACACCCUAGAAAUGUCCUGGCUAGGAUUGGGCCAAGUGAAGGACCUUUUCUGAUUCCCAUGAAUUUUAAAGAGUCAGGCCAGGCUGUAGUGGCUAUGUAACUAGGACAUGAAAUGUUUAUUAAAGCAGAAAAUGAAAUCAUCUUCCUGGGACAGAGCCAUGCAGAGCAAGAGGCUUAGAUAAGAUUUGCACAUUGUAACUGCAUUUGAUUUAUGACUUCUCAAGAAACUGUGAACAUCCUCCUUCAUCUCCCAGUUUUACUUUUGAUGUUCUUACAGGGGUAGUCAAUUAUUUUUAUCAAGGUCCAGAUUUCUUGGUCAAAGUAUAGUCAAGGUUCAGGCUUCAGAGCAAAUAAUAAUAAUAAAAAACAACAAUAACAAAAAGAUUUUUGGGGCCCAUUCAAAAGUGUCUGGUGGCCCGGAUUUGGCCUAUGGUUGACCUAUUGACUCCCCCUGACCUAGAACCAGCUUCAUUUUAUAGAAUGUGACUUCUAAUUUAUACUUGAUAGUGUUUUAGACCUCGAUGCUCCAAGGGACUGAGGUGCUGUGACACUUGAGGAUUGCAAUACCUAACUUUUAGGUACCUAGAAAAUCACAGAUACCACACUGGGAUCCACAAAGCCUGAGUUAGCAGGCUAGGCUCCAUAGAAAAUGAAUGGGGUGAUAUAGGCAUUUUAGAUUGUGAUUCACAAAGGCCAGCAGGUGGGGAGCCACCAAAGCUAGCCAAUGGGACAUGCCAAUGAAAGUGGUGUGGUCUAAGCCCCAUCCCUCUCACAGAGAUAGGCGCCUCCCUGGUCUUGCAAUUCAUGAUGGGGCAUGUUCUGUUAGGCAUGUUCAGAGGCCAUGUAACUCAGCACAAAACAACGGGGGAUUGAGGAGGAGAAAGACAACAUUCUUUGUAACCUUUAGCACAGAUGUGGAAGACCCUUAGUUCAAGUCCCUCCUCCACCUGAUGAGGUAAAAGAAUUUGAACAUGGAUCUGCCCACUCUCAGAGUAGUACCCUAGCCACAGAGCAAGUCUGGCUGUGGGACUCACUCGGUCUAUCCGAGUAAAACAGUUCCACUGUAUAUAAAUACUUAGUCAUUGGGCCAGAGAAAGAAAGUGAGACUAACUCAAUAGUCUUGUGGUGAGAUCACCUACCUGUCAGGUGGUAACCUUGUCUCCAGAUCCUUUGCUCUAAUGACUCCUUACAUUGACGUUAUCCUAACUUCCACCAUGAAGAAGACUGCACACUGAACAAUGGAAUGAAGGGUGAGAAAUUCUACCUACUUAAAAGUGCAGAAAGAUUUCAAUUCUUAUUGCUAAAAUUCUAUAGGGAAUUUCUGUGCUUUAAAGGAGGUCAGAAUUUGACCUUGGAGAGAAUAAUUAUUGUUUUCCUAGAACACUGAACCCAUUGGAGUUGAGUUCUUUUCCAUUAAACCAGACUCUUGGGCUCUUAGGCGCUCUUAAUUGGAAAAUACCAAACUCAUAUAAACCUAACAACUUACUUCCAACUAUAAAAUAUUUCCUAAUUUCAAAUGGUGCAAAAGAAAAAAGAAUUU